Microplitis mediator is the source of this 530-nucleotide messenger RNA. Its product is annotated as cell division protein ZipA-like. The transcript is spliced from 4 exons. The record is from RefSeq and is a predicted model, not a curated record. Lineage: Eukaryota; Metazoa; Arthropoda; Insecta; Hymenoptera; Braconidae. The coding region runs from base 117 to 530 and encodes 137 amino acids.
UACGUGUUGCCGCCAAUUUUACUGUUGUUUCAUCAGAUUUCAUUUCAAUAGUUAUUUAAACAAAAAAGGUAUAACGUUGUCAGAAUCUAAAAAAAAAAUAAUUGUUGGAUUCCAAAAUGUCCCGAGAAAGAAACAUAAAUCAGCAGCUGAGUGAUUUGAGGCGAUAUAUAGCCCGUUUAGAAACGGAGAGUGCGAGAAAUGAAGCUCGAUGGAUACAACGGGAAAGAGAGUUGAUUGUAAGUCACAGUCGAGCUAUGGAUGCAUUGCGGCAACCUCAACAAGUUGUUCAGCCAGCUCGACUUGUCCCCCAACCAGUUGAACCAGUUGUUCAACCAGUUGAACCAAUCGUCCAACCUGCUGAACCAAUUCAACAACUUGCUGUACCAGUUCAAGAACCUGUUGAACCGGUAGUCCAACCUGCUGAACCAAUUGUCCAACCUGCUCAAGCAGCUGUCCAACCAGCUGGACCGAUUGUCCAGCCUGCUCAACUGUCCAACCAGCUGAACCUAUUGUCCGACCUGCUCAAGUAG